UAUCCCGUAACAUAACAGCAGAAAUAAGGAACUAUUCAAUAAAAUAAUUUCCGCACUGGGAUCAAAUUCGUGUCUUCUGAAGCUGUGAUUGGAAUCCCAAACCUUAGCAUGUGUGCCAUAACAACCAAUGGAACACAGGCAACAAAAAUUCCUCGCUUUUUGUAUCUCGUUCUUACACAACUCCUCAAGCACGAUCACUCUGGUGUGCUGACUAAAGCUAUUGUCCUCUGAUUUGUUUCAGUUUUGAAAACAGAACUUAACAUUGGACCCAAGGAAUAGCUGUAUCUUGAUGGUUGCUGACCGGAAUUCAUCAAAACAAGUCAGUACCAGAACUUCACCUAGACUGCUGGUCUAUGAAAUCCUUUAAAAUGACGUCACAACGCCAAAAUCUUUCAAGAACCUUUUACCCAGUUUUAACAACAGCUGCCGUAUUUCUGACCUUUGCGUACCUACUGGUGAUAACCCCACCAAGUGUGCACAGCGAAGGGCAGUUUACGUGGAUGAAGCUUGAUCAAUUCGACGACAUCGACAAUAAGAUCAGAUCAGUUAACGCCAAGAACUGUCAGUCGAAAAGCAAGGCCGAGCUUGUUCUGCGUCGAGACACUGUUGCUCAACUUCCGGUGUACAAUCAACUGCUAAGCAGAAUAUGGUAUCGGAACAGGACCACUCUUAUACAUAUUCAUAAUAUGGCGCUGAACAGGGCUUUCUUCUUUAGCUACGUCCUCCAGAAGAUGAACGACUCCAGAAGUUUCGGCCUCCAGCCUAACUGGAUGUACUAUUACUUCAGCACCGUCGCGGACGUGAAUGCUAACCCAAGCAUGCUCAAUGGCAGCGCAAUGUACUUCGACAACCAUUGUCACUAUCCAAACUGGUACGUCACGGUCCCGUUUAACAAGACCCUGCCCCUGUUCGGACCCAAGGCAUUCCGCUGGGAUGACUAUCAAGACCAGGACAACUGGCUCCGAGAGCCGUCCAGACAGGUAGUCAAGAUGGUGGACUUCGGUGCUGGGAGGGACACUAACUACACGCACGCCGGUUACAAGAUGAACCCCUGGUAUAAUACAUGGCUACCCGACAUCAAAGGAGACAUGGACUCUUUGACCAAGUUCACGUAUUACAUUGGCAUCAAGCGGUCUAAUCAAACUG
This is a messenger RNA of Aplysia californica (California sea hare), 1146 nucleotides long. RefSeq lists its product as uncharacterized. The record is from RefSeq and is a predicted model, not a curated record. NCBI's taxonomy places the organism in Eukaryota, Metazoa, Mollusca, Gastropoda, Aplysiida, Aplysiidae.